Messenger RNA from Talpa occidentalis (Iberian mole), 10240 nucleotides. It is a transcript of the gene LAMA3, whose product is annotated as laminin subunit alpha 3. The record is from RefSeq and is a predicted model, not a curated record. NCBI's taxonomy places the organism in Eukaryota, Metazoa, Chordata, Mammalia, Eulipotyphla, Talpidae. Gene Ontology annotation, molecular function: signaling receptor binding. Gene Ontology annotation, cellular component: basement membrane. Gene Ontology annotation, biological process: regulation of cell adhesion; regulation of cell migration; axon guidance.
AUGGCGGCGGCCGCGCGGGCUCCGGGCUUGGCACCUGGGCCAGUGCUGCUGCUGCUGCUGUUGCUACUAAUGCUGCCGCUCCCUGCCGAGUUCGCAGCCGCUCGGAACACCCGCUCCGCGACCCGGCUCAGCCUGCUCCCUCCUUACUUCAACUUGGCGGAGGCCGCGAGGAUUUGGGCCACCGCCACCUGCGGGGAGCGGGCGCCCGACGGCGCGCGGCCCCGACCCGAGCUCUACUGCAAGUUGGUGGGGGGCCUCGCCCCGGGCCGUGGCCACGCUAUUCAGGGCCAGUUCUGUGACUAUUGCAAUUCUGAGGACCCCAGGAAAGCACAUCCAGUUACCAAUGCAAUCGAUGGAUCUGAACGCUGGUGGCAAAGCCCUCCUCUCUCCUCAGGCACGUGGUACAACAGAGUCAAUGUCACCUUGGAUCUAGGACAGCUCUUCCACGUGGCCUAUAUUUUAAUCAAAUUUGCAAAUUCUCCUCGCCCUGAUCUUUGGGUCUUGGAAAGAUCUGUAGACUUUGGGAACACCUACUCACCCUGGCAAUAUUUUGCCCAUUCUAAAGCAGACUGUUUGGAGCAAUUUGGGCGGGAGGCAAAUAAAGUUAUCACCCGAGAUGAUGAUGUACUUUGUACGACUGAUUAUUCCCGGAUCGUACCUUUAGAAAAUGGUGAGGUUGUGGUAUCCUUGGUAAAUGGCCGCCCAGGUACAAGAAACUUUACUUUCUCUAAUACCCUGAGAGAGUUCACCCAGGCAACAAACAUCCGCUUGCGUUUUCUCCGAACCAACACCCUUCUUGGCCACCUCAUCUCCAAAGCACAGCGAGAUCCAACUGUUACUCGGAGGUAUUAUUACAGCAUAAAAGACAUCAGUAUUGGUGGACGGUGUGUUUGCAAUGGCCAUGCUGAGGUGUGCAGUGCAAACAAUCCUGAAAAAUUGUUUCGGUGUGAGUGCCAGCACCACACCUGUGGACAGACGUGUGAUCACUGUUGUGUUGGGUACCACCAGAAGCACUGGCAGCCUGCCACACGGGAGCAGAGCCAUGAGUGUGAAGCAUGCAACUGCCAUGGUCACGCCAUCGACUGUUACUAUGAUCCAGAUGUUGAGAGAAAGCAGGCAAGCUUGAAUAUCCAGGGCAUCUAUGCAGGUGGAGGGGUCUGCAUUAAUUGCCAGCAUAACACAGCUGGCAUAAACUGUGAAAAAUGUGCUAAAGGCUUUUUCCGCCCAUAUGGUGUUCCAGUUGAUGCCCCCCAUGGCUGCACCCCUUGCAGCUGUAACCCUGAGCACGCGGUUGAUUGUGAGCAAGGCUCCGGCCGCUGUAACUGCAAGCCCAAUUUCCGCGGAGACAACUGCGAGGAGUGUGCGGCAGGAUACUACAACUUUCCGGUUUGCCUGAGAAUUCCCAUUGCUGCUAUUUCUACUCCUAGUCCAGAUGAUCCAGAAGCUGGAGAAAUAAAAGGGUGUGACUGUAACCUGGAAGGAGUGCUCCCUCAUAUAUGUGAUGCCCAGGGAAGGUGCCUUUGCCGCCCGGGCGUUGAGGGCCCUCGGUGUGACGCCUGCCGUGUGGGUUUCUAUUCAUUUCCUAUCUGCCUAGCCUGUCAGUGUUCAGCCCUUGGCUCCUACCAGAUGCCCUGCAGCCCAGUGACUGGACAGUGCGAGUGUCGCCCGGGGAUUACGGGACAGCGGUGUGACAGGUGUCAUUCAGGGGCCUACGACUUCCCUCACUGCCAAGGCUCCAGCAGCGCCUGUGACCCAGCGGGUACCCUCGACUCCAGUUUGGGGCAUUGCCAAUGCAAGCUUCACGUGGAAAGUCCUACUUGCAGUGUCUGCAAACCAUUAUACUGGAAUCUGGUCAAAGAAAACCCUGAUGGCUGUUCAGAAUGCCAGUGCCAUAUGGCGGGAACAGUGAGUGGGAUUGGAGAGUGCGGUCAGCGGGAUGGGGACUGUCAUUGUAAGUCCCACGUUGGAGGUGAUUCCUGCGACACAUGUGAAGAUGGAUAUUUUGCUUUGGAGAAGAGCAGUUACUUUGGGUGUCAAGGGUGUCAGUGUGAUAUCGGAGGAGCUGUCACCCCCAUAUGCAGUGGUUCCUCUGGGGUGUGCCAAUGUCGAGAUCACGUCGUGGGGAAGGCAUGCCAGCGACCUGAAAACAAUUAUUAUUUCCCGGAUUUGCAUCAUAUGAAGUAUGAGAUUGAAGAUGGCAGUCCACCUAAUGGCAGAGAACUCCGGUUUGGAUUUGAUCCCCUAGAGUUUCCUGAGUUCAGCUGGAGAGGCUAUGCUCAGAUGACCUCGGUGCAGAAUGAAGUAAGGAUCAUGUUGAAUGUGGGGAAGUCAAGUCUGUCCUUGUUUCGUGUUAUUCUGAGAUAUGUUAACAAUAGAACCCAAGCAGUGUCUGGACGUGUGACUAUUUAUCCAUCCUCAGCUAAGAUAGGUGCUGCUCAAAGCAAAGAGGUCCUCUUUCUGCCAAGUAAGAAACCAGCUUUUGUCACCAUCCCUGGAAAUGGCUUUGCAGACCCUUUUUCAAUUGGACCAGGAAAGUGGAUUGCAUGUAUUAGGGCAGAGGGAGUCCUCCUGGAUUACCUUGUGCUGCUCCCCAGGGACUAUUAUGAAGCAUCCUUGCUGCAGCUGCCAGUCACAGAGCCUUGUGCCGAGGCAGGACCGCCCCACGAGAAUUGCUUGCUUUACCAGCAUUUGCCAGUGACCCGAUUCCCCUGUGCCCUGGCUUGUGAGGCCAGAUACUUCCUGCUUGAUGGGGAGCCAAGACCCUUGGCAGUGAGGCAGCCCACCCCCGCACACCCAGUCAUGGCGGACCUCAGCGGAAAAGAGGUGGAACUGCAUCUGCGGCUGCAGGUCCCUCAGGUGGGCCACUACGUGGUCGUGGUUGAAUAUGCCACGGAAGUAGACCAGCUGUCUAUGGUUGAGAUCAAUGUGGAGAGCGCCGGGUCUGCCCUGACAGGACAGGUGAACAUCUACAGCUGCAAGUACAGUAUCCUUUGCCGGAGUACCAUGACGGAUGGCCAGGACGUCAUGGCCGUGUUGGAGCUGCUAGGGGAUGCAGACAUUCAGCUCAAAGCACACUCAGCCCGAUUCUUUCUGCAUCAGAUAUGUAUCAUACCCAUUGAAGAAUUCUCAACUGAAUAUUUGAGACCUCAAGUCAAAUGCAUUGCCAGUUACGGGCAAAUAGUUAAUCAAAGUGCUACUUGUGUCUCCCUGGCCCCGGAAACUCCUCCAACAGCAUUAAUUUUUCACAUCCCAAGUGGUGGGUCUUCCCCACUCCCACCCCAGUUUCCUUCUGCUGACACUGUCACUGGAGUCACCUUGAAGGCGCCACAGAGCCAAGUGACUCUGAGAGGACUGGUACCACGCCUGGGCCCAUAUGUCUUUGUCAUCCACUUUCAUCAGCCAGAGCACCCACAGUUUCCCGCGCAUGUGCUUGUGGAAGGCGGGAGGAAGUGGCCAGGUGUCUUCCAGGCCUCUUUUUGUCCCCACAUGCUUGGUUGCCGAGACCAAGUGAUCUCCGGAGAUCAGAUUGAGUUUGAUGUCUCAGAGCCUGAGGUGGCCGUGACUGUGAAGAUUCCAGAAGGAAAGUCCUUAGUACUGGUCCGUGUUCUAGUGGUGCCUGCUGAAAAUUAUGACUACCAGAUACUUCACAAAAAAACAGUAGACAAAUCAUUCGAAUUUAUUGACAAUUGUGGAGGAAACAGUUUUUACAUUGACCCUCAGACAGACUCCCAAUUCUGCAAGAAUUCAGCCAGGUCCCUGGUGGCUCUUUACCACAAGGGCGCACUGCCCUGUGAGUGCCACCCCACUGGCACCAUUGGUCAUCACUGCAGCCCUGAGGGCGGGCAGUGCCCAUGCCGGCCCAGUGUCAUCGGGAGACAAUGCACCCGCUGUCGAACUGGCUACUAUGGAUUCCCGCACUGCAAGCCAUGCAACUGUGGUGGGCGCCUGUGUGAGGAAAUGACAGGGAAGUGCCUCUGCCCUCCCCGCACCAUCAGGCCCCGGUGUGAGACUUGUGAGGUGCAUUCCUUCAGCUUCCACCCCCUGGCUGGCUGCAAAGGCUGCAACUGUUCCAGAAGGGGUACCAUUGGUGCUGCCACCCCAGAGUGUGACAAGGAACACGGGCAGUGCAGAUGCAAGCCCAGAAUCACAGGGCGGCGGUGUGACCGGUGUGCUCCUGGGUUUUACCGCUUCCCUGAGUGUAUUGCCUGCCGCUGCAACAGAGACGGCACCAAGCCAGGAGUCUGUGACCCAGGGACUGGAGCUUGCCUCUGCAAGGAAAAUGUGGAAGGAGCAGAAUGCAAUGUAUGUCGAGAAGGAUCAUUCUAUUUGAACCCAGCAAAUCCCAAAGGCUGUACCAGCUGCUUUUGUUUUGGAGUAAAUAAUCGUUGUCACAGUACACAUAAAAGAAGAACUAAGUUUGUGGAUAUGAUGGGCUGGCACCUGGAGACGGCAGAUGGAGUGCAAAUCCCUGUGUCAUUCAACCCAGACAGCAACAGCAUGGUUGCAGACCUCCAAGAACUGCCUUCAACAGUUCACAGCGUGUCCUGGGUGGCACCUCCCUCCUACCUGGGGGAUAAGGUUUCUUCAUAUGGAGGCUAUCUCACCUACCAAACCAAGUCCUUUGGCCUACCUGGUGAUAUGGUUCUUCUGGAAAAGGAGCCAGACGUGCAACUCACUGGGCAGCAUAAAUCCAUCAUCUACAAGGAUCCGAUUAGUCCCCGGCCAGACCGGCUGUAUCAUGGGCGAGUCCAGCUGGUGGAGGGAAACUUCAGACACGCCAGCAGCAGUGCCCCAGUGUCAAGGGAAGAGUUGAUGACAGUGCUGUCUAGACUGGAAGGCGUGCGCCUGCGAGGCCUCUACUUCACAGAGACGCAGCGGCUCACCCUGGGCGAGGUGGGGCUGGAGGAAGCAUCGGCCACAGGAAGUGGGCGGCAAGCACAUAUGGUGGAGAUGUGUGCCUGCCCCCCUCACCACAUGGGUGAUUCAUGUCAGGGUUGUAGCCCUGGAUACUACUGGGAUAACAAAGGCUCAUUUACUGGACGGUGUGUUCCCUGCAAUUGCAACAGACAUUCAAAUCGAUGCCAGGAUGACUCAGGAAUAUGUAUUAACUGCCAGCAUAACACUGCUGGGGACCACUGUGAGCGCUGCAAAGAGGGUUACUAUGGGAGUGCCAUCCACGGAUCCUGUAGUGCCUGCCCGUGUCCUCACUCAAACAGUUUUGCCACCGGCUGUGUCGUGGAUGGGGGAAACGUGAGGUGCUCCUGCAAACCUGGAUACACAGGAACACAGUGUGAAAGGUGUGCAGCAGGAUAUUUUGGAAAUCCCCAGAAAUUUGGUGGCAGCUGCCAACCUUGCAAUUGUAACAGCAAUGGCCAUUUGAGCAGUUGUGACCCCUUAACUGGAGACUGCAUAAACCAGGAACCCAAAGAUGGUGACCCUGGAGAAGAAUGUGAUGAUUGUGACAGCUGUGUGAUGACACUCUUGAACGACCUGGCCACCAUGGGCGACGAGCUUCGCCUCGUCAAGUCUCAGCUGCAUGGCUUGAGUGCCAGUGCGGGCACCCUGGAGCAGAUGCGGCAUUUGGAGACCCAGAUCAAGGAUCUGCGGAAUCAGUUGCUCAACUACCGUUCUGCCAUUUCAAAUCAUGGAUCAAAAAUGGAGGGCUUGGAAAAAGAACUGACUAACUUGAAUCGUGAAUUUGAGACUUUGCAAGAAAAGGCUCAAAUAAAUUCCAGAAAAGCACAAACACUACACAACAAUGUUGAUCGGACAGCACAAACUGCAAAGGAGCUGGACUCGAAAAUUAAAAAUGUCAUCCAAAAUGUGCACAUUCUUGUGAAGCAGAUCUCUGGGACAGAUGGAGCAGGAAACAGAGUGCCUUCAGGUGAUUUUUCCAGAGAGCUGGCUGAAGCGGAGCGCAUGAUGAGAGAAAUGCGGAACCGUGACUUUGGAAAGCAGUUGAGAGAAGCAGAAGCUGAAAAGAGAGAGGCCCAGCUCAUGCUGAAUCAGAUAAGGAGCUGGCUGGAGAGCUACCAGGGGGAGAACAGUGGACUUGUGAAGAGUUUACAGGGUUCUUUAAAUGAAUACGAAGCCAAAGUGAUUGAGCUCCGUGAUGCGCUACAGGAGGCAACUUCCCAAACAAAGCAGGCCACUGGCCUCAACCAAGAGAACGAGAGGGCCCUGGAAUCCAUCAGGAGACAAGUUAAAGAAAUGAAUUCCCUACGGAGUGCUUUCACCAAGUAUCUAACCACUGCAGACUCUGCCUUAUUGCAAACUAAUGCUUCCCUGCAGUUGAUGGGGAAAAGCCAGAAGGACUAUGAGAAAUUAGCUGCCACUUUAAAUGAAGCAAGACAUGAACUAAGUGACAAAGUGAGAGAACUUUCCAAAUCUGCCAGCAAAACGGCCCUUGUGGUGGAGGCAGAAAAGCACGCGCAAUCUUUACAAGAUCUGGCAAAGCAGCUGGAGGAGAUCAAGAGGAACACCAGCGGGGAUGAGCUCGUGCGCUGUGCCGUGGAUGCUGCCACCGCCUACGAGAACAUCUUGAAUGCCAUCAAAGCUGCCGAGGAGGCGGCUGACAGGGCCACGAGCGCAUCUGCGUCAGCCCUCCAGACAGUGAUAAAAGAAGAUCUUCCAAGAAAAGCUAAAACCCUGAGUUCCGACAGUGAUAAACUGUUACACGAAGCCAGGACAACACAGAAGACACUGCAGCAAGAAAUAAGUUCAGCUCUCAAUGACCUGCAGCAAACUUUGAAAGUUGUAAACAGUCAGAAAGAUCUGAUACACACCAAUCUCACUACCAUCCGUGAUGAUCUUCGUGGGAUACACAGAGAUGACAUCGAUGGUAUAAUCAGUAGUGCAAAGAGCAUGGUCAGAAAUGCCGAUGACAUCACAAGUAAGGUUCUGGAUGGACUCAAUCCUAUUCAGACAGAUGUGGAAAGAAUUAAGGAUACCUAUGGGAGCACACAGAGUGAAGACUUCGACAAGGCUCUCACAGAUGCAGAUAAUUCAGUGAAGAAAUUAACCAACAAACUGCCUGAUCUUUUGAGCAAGAUUGAAAGUAUCAACCAACAGCUGUUGCCACUGGGCAACAUCUCUGACAAUGUGGACCGCAUCCGAGAGCUCAUUCAGCAGGCCCGAGAUGCUGCCAAUAAGGUCGCUGUCCCUAUGAGAUUCAACGGUAAAUCUGGAGUCGAAGUCCGGCUACCAAAUGACCUGGAAGAUAUGAAAGGAUACACAUCUCUUUCUUUGUUUCUCCAAAGACCUGAAUCAAGUGAAAUUGGGGGGACUGAGAAUAUGUUUGUGAUGUACCUUGGAAAUAAGGAUACCUCCAAGGACUACAUUGGUAUGGCAGUCGUAGAUGGCCAGCUCACGUGCGUCUAUAACCUGGGAGAUCACGAGUCUGAACUCCAAGUAGAACCUACCUUGACUGAGAGUGAAACUCAGGAGGCAGUUAUGGACCGGGUGAAAUUUCAGAGAAUUUAUCAAUUUGCAAAGUUUAAUUAUACCAAAGGAGCCACAUCCAGUAAACCAGAAGCACCUCAAAUCUAUGAGAUGGAUAGUGGAAAUAGCAACACACUCCUCAAUUUGGAUCCUGAAAAUGUUGUGUUUUAUGUUGGAGGUUACCCACCUGAUUUUAGACUUCCCAGUAGAAUAAGAUUCCCUCCGUACAAAGGUUGUAUUGAAUUAGAUGACCUCAAUGAAAAUGUUCUGAGUUUAUACAACUUCAAAGAAACAUUCAAUCUCAACACAACUGAAGUGGAGCCUUGUAGAAGGAGAAAGGAAGAAUCAGACAAAAAUUAUUUUGAAGGUACAGGCUAUGCUCGAGUUCCAACUCAAGCAAAUGCACCCUUCCCAACCUUUGUACAGACUAUUCAGACCACCGUGGACAGAGGCUUGCUCUUCUUUGCAGAGAACCAGGAUCGCUUCAUUUCUCUAAAUAUAGAAGAUGGCAGUCUCAUGGUGCGAUACAAACUGGAUUCAGAGCCACCAAAAGAAAAAGGAUUUAGAGACCUUAUAAACAACGGCAAAGAUUAUACGAUUCAUAUUAAAAUCGGAAAAAUCCAAAGGCUUAUGUGGAUAAAUGUGAAUGUGCAAAGCAUUAAAAUCGAAGGUGAAAUAUUUGACUUCAGCACAUAUUAUCUGGGAGGAAUUCCAAUUGCAAUUAGGGAAAGAUUUAACAUUUCUACACCUGCUUUCCGGGGCUGCAUGAAAAAUCUGAAGAAAACUACUGGUGUUGUUAGGUUGAAUGAUACUGUGGGAGUAACCAAAAAAUGCUCAGAGGACUGGAUGCUUGUGAGAUCUGCCUCAUUCUCCAGGAGAGGACAGUUGAGUUUCACCAACUUGGGCUACCCACUGCCCCACUACUUCCAGGCCUCCUUUGGAUUUCAAACCUUUGAACCCAGUGGCAUGUUAUUACAUCACCAGACAAGGACUAGCAGCCUGCAGGUCACCCUGGAAGAUGGUCACAUUGAACUGAGCAGCAGGGAUAGCAACAGCCCAAUUUUUAAAUCUCCACAGACAUACAUGGAUGGGCUACUGCAUUAUGUAUCUGUAAUAAAUGACAACUCGGGACUCCGGCUUCUCAUUGAUGACCAGCCUCUGAAAAAUAACCAAAGGCUACAAGACUUUUCAAGUUCCCUGCAAUCCCUGCGCCUGGGAGGGAGUCAUUUUGAGGGGUGUAUCAGCAAUGUCUUUGUCCAGAGGCUAUCACAGAGUCCUGAAGUCCUAGACUUGGUCAAUAAAACUACUAAGAGAGAUGUGUCCUUGGGAGGCUGCAAUUUAAACAAACCACCUUUUCUAAUGUUGCUUAAGGGUUCUACAAAGGUUAACAAAGCCAGAAGUUUCAAUAUUGACCAGCCAUUGCAGGACAUGCCAGGGGCCUCCCGGAGGAGCGCAGAGACAUGGCAAGAUGCUCAGUCCUGCCCGCCCCCAUCCCAAGUCCAGGCUAGUCACAGAGGCCUCAGGUUUGGGGACAAUCCCACCAGCCACUUGCUAUUCACACUUCCCCAGGAGAUGCUGACACCCAGGCCAAGCUUUGCUAUGGAAGUCCAGACAACAUCUUCCCGAGGACUCGUGUUCUACACGGGCACUAAGAGCUCCUACAUGGCACUUUAUUUUUCAAAAGGACAUCUGGUCUUUGCAUUGGGGGCAGAAGGGAAAAAGCUGAAACUCAAAAGCAAAGAGAGAUGCAAUGAUGGGAAGUGGCACACGGUGGCAUUUGGAGAAGAUGGAGAAAGGGGCCGCCUGGUUGUGGAUGGUCUGAGGGCCAGGGAGGGAAGUUUGCCUGGAAAGUCUAAAAUCAGCCUCACAGCUUCAGUUUCCCUGGGAUCAUCUCCCUCAGGGAAGCCAAAGAGUCUCCCCAAAAGCAGUUUUGUGGGGUGCCUGAGGAACUUUCAAUUGGAUCUGAAACCCUUGGAUACCCCUUCUGCAAGCUUUGGGGUAUCUCCCUGCUUGGGUGGCUCUUUGGAGAAAGGCAUUUAUUUCUCCCAGGAAGGAGGUCAUGUCAUCCUAGCUAACCCUGUGUUACUUGGGCCAGAAUUUAAGCUUGUUUUCAGCAUUCGCCCACGAAGUCUCACUGGAAUCCUGAUACACAUCGGAAGUCAACCCGGGAACCACUUAUGUGUUUAUAUGGAGGCAGGAAAGGUCACGGCCUCUGUGAACAGUGAAGCAGGUGGGAUCUUGACAUCACUCACACCAAAGCAGUCUCUGUGUGAUGGACAGUGGCACUCAGUGGCAGUCAUCAUAAAACAACACAUCCUGCACCUCCAACUGGACAGAGACAACAGCCACACGGCUGGGCAGUUCCCCUUCCCACCGGCCCACACUCCGGAGCUGCUGCACAUUGGAGGUGUCCCAGCCAAUCUGCAAACCCUGAAGCUCCCUGUGUGGAAAUCAUUCUUUGGCUGUCUGAAGAAUAUUCAAGUCAACGACACUCCCAUCCCUGUCACUGAAGCUAUGGAAGUCCAGGGCACUGCCAGUCUGAAUGGCUGUCCUGCGCACUAGAUAAAACCCAUCACAGAGUGAGGAAAUUCACCUUCAAAAGCACUGAUUGCCCAAAGCAUCUCUGCUCCUCACUCAGGAUCAUUCUUGAUUUUAAGACAUCAUGCAGAGGGCUAGUAGCAAAUCUGAUUUUGAAUUCCAACUGUGUGUACCCAUCAUUUUGGUAUUCAAUGCUACAUGUGAGUUUUAUAUAAAAAUUCCAUUUUUCAAAGAUGAUGAACAAAUUGUCAUGUGCUUUUGG